This is a messenger RNA of Scatophagus argus, 5144 nucleotides long. It is a transcript of the gene gripap1, whose product is annotated as GRIP1 associated protein 1. The record is from RefSeq and is a predicted model, not a curated record. Gene Ontology annotation, cellular component: postsynaptic recycling endosome; extrinsic component of postsynaptic early endosome membrane; glutamatergic synapse. NCBI's taxonomy places the organism in Eukaryota, Metazoa, Chordata, Actinopteri, Scatophagidae. The transcript has 31 exons. Bases 309 to 3071 code for a protein of 920 amino acids. Gene Ontology annotation, biological process: neurotransmitter receptor transport, endosome to postsynaptic membrane; regulation of neurotransmitter receptor transport, endosome to postsynaptic membrane; regulation of modification of synaptic structure.
AGACCGGAGGGACACAACAAAUGGCAGAUAUCAACAUCAAAAUAAGACAAAUCAAACAGAACAACAAGCGAGAGUUGAUGAGUUCAUCCAGUAACAAUACUCUACAGCUCACUGUCAAAUCUGUAAUACGUAGCAUCCUGAUCAAAGCUGUCAAAAAAGCAGACACCAGCUGAAAACACUGUAGUCCAUUCUCGGUUGUUAGAAACAGAGUCGGAGUGAGACCUCUGUCCCGGCUCCUGCUCAUCCUAUCUCUUAGCCGCUCCGUUUCCUCCGCUAGCUUAGCCUGCUAGCUGGCAGUCCAAGUAAACAUGGCCAUGUCGCAGGCUCUGUCUGAGGAGGAGUUUCAUCGGAUGCAGGCUCAGCUGUUGGAGCUGCGGACUCAGAACUACCAGCUGUCUGAUGAUCUCAGGAAGAACACGGCAGAGCUGAACGCCGUCCGUCAGAAGAAUGUGGUUUUGGAAAGAGAUUUUGUCAAAGCACAGAAGGCUCUCAACAAAAGCAAGAAAGCGCAGGAGGUGGACGCACUGCUGAGUGAGAACGAGAUGCUUCAGGGGAAGCUGCACAGUCAGGAGGAGGACUUCAGGCUACAGAACAGCACGCUGAUGGCCGAGCUCUCCAAACUGUGCACGCAGAUUGAGCAGCUGGAACAGGAGAACCAGGGCCUGAAGGAAGGAGGAGCCGCCUCUGCAUCCAACCCCGCCUCCAGUCCUGUCGAUGGAGAACUUCUCCGCCUCCAGGCUGAAAACUCCACCCUCCAGAAGAAAAUGAAAGCCCUCCAGGAGCGCUGCGACAGAGAGCUCCAGGGCGUUACCACGGAGACCGACGGGUUAGCCAGCGCCAACGGAGUCUCUGACGUCACAGGGAGAGGGGAGGAGCCUGCAGCAGAGGGAGCCAAUGACAGCCUGGAACAGGUGAUUGACAUCGACACGGAGGCUCAGCUGGAGCUCACAGGGAAGCAGCUUCAUGCGCCCCCUUUAGGCCUGUCAGAGAAGAGCGUAGAGACGAUUGUAGCUAAGCAGGCAGCGCUAGGCUGGUCGGCUGCUCUCUGUCCAAUAACUCACUGCUUUGGACCAGAGCUGGAGAUGGCACUGAACACCGAGCAGGAGGAGAAGAGGCUGCUGAGGGAGCAGAUCCACACGCUGGAGGCGUCCAAACAGGCUGAGAUCACCAAACUGCAGGAAGAGAUAACCAAGCUGUCUGACAAGCUAAAGAAGAAGCAGGAGAGCUUUCAGCGUCUGCAGGGAGAGAAAGAAGUUCUGUACAACGACAGCAGGACGAAGAUUGACGAGAUCAACCAAAGGAAGGAGGAGGAGCUGAAAGCCAUGAACAUCCGCAUCCAGAAACUCCAAGCUGACCUCACAGCAGCCAACCAGACGGCAGCAGAGCUCAGAGAGCAGCUGCAGAGCAAAGAAAAGGAACACGAACUGGCUGUACACACUCUGAAAGACCAGGUAGCCAAUCAGAGUGCAGUCAGUCAGGAGCAGGUGGACAGCAUCCUGCAGGAGAACGAUGCUCUGAGGACAAACCUAGCUGCUCUAGAACAGGAGAACAGUGCUUUGAGGACCAACCUGUGUGCUCUUGAACAGAUCCAGACAGUGAAGACGCAGGAGAUGAAUCUGUUACGUGAGCAGCAGGAGGCGCUGACGGCCGAACUGCAGCAGAGACGAGUCGAACAUGAGAGUCUGCUGGCUCAGAGGGACGACCUGGACUCCCAGCUGCAGGAGUCAAAUUUUGCCAACAGGAAGUUGUUGGAGCAGUUAACAGAAGAAGGACAAGAGAAGGACAAACUGCUGAGAGAGCUGGACGAAGCUAAGAAGACAGCAGAGAAGAGGAAGGCCAUGUUGGACGACAUGGCCAUACAGCUGAACCAGGAGAAGUCUGACCACAAGGAGGCGCUGUCAGACCUCAAACUGCAGCACGAGAAGGAGGUCCUCGGGGUGAGGGCUCGAUAUGAGAGGGAGCUCAGAGGACUCCAUGAAGACAAGAAUCGCUCUGAGGAGGAGAUCCGACAACAGCUUAGAGAUGAAAAGGCUCGGACCAAAGAGCUGGAGGGUCUUCAGCAGCAGGUGGAGGAGCUGCAGGCUCAGGUUCUGUCCAUGGAGGGAACCAAAGGAUGGUUCGAGAGGCGACUGAAGGAGGCUGAGGAGAACUUAGAGAAGAAGUGUGUGGAACAUCAGGAUGAGAUCCAACAGCUGCACAAAGAACACACACUUCAGCUGGAGGAGAAGCAGUCAGAGAUGGAGGGACUGAAGCAGCAGCUGGAGAAGGUGGAGAAACAGAGGGAUGAGCACAAUGAAAGCAUCGGAAAACUCAAACAGGAGAUAAAAGACACGGUGGACGGACAGAGGAUUUUAGAGAAGAAGGGAAGUGCAGCGCUGAAAGACUUGAAGCGGCAGCUGCAGCUGGAGAGGAAGCGAGCUGACAAACUGCAGGAGAGACUUCAGGAGAUCCUGACCAACACCAAGACCAGGACAGGUCUGGAGGAGCUCGUCCUCUCAGAGAUCAACAGUCCCAGUCGCACUCAGCAGACCGGAGACUCGUCCUCGGUGUCCUCCUUCUCCUACAGAGACAUGAUGAAGGAGACUCAGCCGACCAAUCAGAACAAGUCUGGAGGCGGCAGUCCUCAGUCCCAGCGUCCUGCUGAAUUGUCCGACGACGAGGUCGGAGAGUUGUUCCAGAGGCUCGCCGAGGUCCAGCAGGAGAAGUGGAUGCUGGAGGAGAAGGUCAAACAUCUGGAGGUGAGCUGUUCAUCAAUGGCUGAAGAUAUCUGCAGGAAGAGCGCCAUCAUCGAGACCUACGUGAUGGACAGCCGCAGAGACGUGUCAGGUAGUGCAGUCGGAGGCCAUGGAGGCUCCCAGGGAGACCGUGGAGGUCUGGGUUCAGUCCUCAGAGAUCUGGUCAAACCCGGAGACGAGAAUCUGAGAGAGAUGAACAAGAAGCUGCAGAACAUGUUGGAGGAGCAGCUGACCAAGAACAUGCACCUGCAGAAGGACCUGGAACUACUGUCCCAGGAAUUAGUCCGUCUCAGUAAGGAGAGCAGUCCUUGUGCCGGAGCGGCUGGGUCGGGGUGAGACUAUCUCCUGGAUUCAUCCAUUCCUUCCCCUCCUUCUCACUACUGCUGUUCUCCUCAGCUGGAGGGUGUGACCUGGGCUCAGACUAACACCUGGAACCAACAUUUCUCCCUGCUGUUAUCAUCAUACAUUGGGCCUUGACUACUGACUGCAGCUGCUAUGAUUUCACUACAUCGCUGUGUGACGGGCUGUGAGUAAAUGCUGGAAUUAGUCCAUCUGUUGUAUCUCGAUGAAGAGAUGCGAAGGGAGGAAACUUCAGUCCAGAAGGAAUGGACAAGUUGUCUUGCUAUUUGAAUGUACUGCAAUUAGACUGCAUCACUCAGUUCCUGUGUCAAGCCCUGGUUACAACAUGGAAAACAUACUAACACAGACUACAACUGUUUGCUCCAAUUAAUUUCUACGUCUUCAAGUGAUUUCAGACUGUCGCUUUAGCAAUCUAAUGUCUGCUGAGUCCUGGCUAUGUCCUGAGCUUCCUGUCUGCAACAAACUGAUACUGUACAUCAGGGGUUUGUCUAUGUGCUGGAGCAUCUGCGAUGUGCAACCGAUUCCAACCAAAUUGUACUUUAUAAUUGCAUUCAAAAAAAUUCUUCAUCACAAGACGUUUUCUCCCAGAGCUUUCAGCCACCUCUCAUGGCCUUCAUUAGCAGCUUGAUGUCUGCUCAGUCACGGUGAAGUCAUCACCUCACAGGAAAUAUCUCCAUGACAACUGAGCAAAGACCUGCUGCUGAUGCAGGACAUGAGAGCAAGUUUGUCAGACUCGCAGUUCAGCCGUGUUCAUCAUCCAACUGAAGCAUCAGCCGAGAAGCUAACUCAGACAUCACAGGAAUAAAAACGAGUACAUGUGGCAAACACGAGGUUCAGUGUGACGAUCAGGACGUGCGACCAGCCAGCAGAGGAAAGCUUCAGCCACAUAAAAACGUCUGAAACUACGGACUGCUUCUAUGUUGGGCUGUGGUUACUUCCUGGUGUCUCUGCAGCCCAGCGAUGAUGUAAAACUACUCUGUGUUCCGUUCAGUCAGUCUUUUCCCAUGGUGUGUGAUUGUGGCUGGUUACUUGGUGUUUUAUUCCAAAAAAGGUUCAUGAACUUCAUCACUUUAUUUUAAAAUUCAAAAACAAAAAACUGCAUGAAAAUAAGACAAAAUUAAAAAUUUCAGAUGUGCGAGAACAUAAAAUGAAAGUAAAUUGUGAGCGUCUCGGUGAAAACUGAACAGUCGGUCCGUCUGCGUCCUUUGGUUUCCGUGUCUACAUGUUGGAUCACCUGAACUGUAACGUGUUUUAUUUUGCAGACACCAAACAGUGUAGGAAAAACAAGUGAAACCCUCAGCUGUGGCUGCUGAUUUUGUGAGUUUGAUGCCUCUGUUGGGCAGGGUCUACUUCCUGCUUCAAACAAUACAUUAUUAUUAUUUUGCCCAUAUCAAUAAAUCUGCUUCUGUUUUGUGAUUUUGUAUAAAGUUUGAAGUUAAACUUUUGACAGGAAAUGAAAGUCAAAUGUUGUCCUGUCUGCUCUGCCCCUUUAUUUCCUUUCCUUCCCAUGGGCUCUGACUAUGUCCUGGACUGAAUGUCUGCCACAGGAUGCUUCUGGUGACUGACUAUAUCCUGGAUGCUUUAUGUUGUAACUGCCUGUACAUUUCUGCUUUCUUUCUGUUUGUACAUUGCAAAAAAAAAAAAAAAAAACCCAUAAGAAUCUGAAAACAGGUGAACACUUGUGUGUUUCCAGUGCAGCUUUACUUGUGCCGGGACAGGAAGGACAAACGAGUAUCAUGUUGCUCCUGUUCAACCCAGUCCGCUUUCCUAAAUGAUGCGUCACCCGUCGGAGCGUACAGGUCAGGAGCCAGUCGAGCUGCGCUGAAAACACUGAAGUGAUUUUCUGAGUCUGCAGCGCACUGACAAAGCGGGAUCAGUCUAUGUGCUGGGCAGAGACUCUUGCUUUGUUUCUGUUUGUAAUGUUUAAAUCUGUGUACAUACGCUGUGAUAUGACUUCUAACUGUAUGAAGAAUCAACGGAUCUAUUUAUGACACUGACAACGAUCAUGACAACUAAUUAUUGGAACAAUAAAAAUCUGAAAAAACGUCA